ACGCAGUUUAACUCUCAACUCUUAAUUGGGUUGGUGGGUCACCUGUCAAAUGACCCUCUCUCUCUCUCUCUCACACACACACACACACACACACAUGCCAGCCUCUUUCCCUAGUUUGAAUGAGUUGAAUAUGUAAAGUUAAAAGCUCGAACAACGAACUGUUUCAGUCUCAACUCAAACACCUUUCGUUAUCACUUUACUCUUUUAACAUAACGAGCUUCAAAAUCUAGUUUUUCUGAACCAGAUCCAUAGACCCAGUAAAAAGGCAUAUAGCAUAAGAAUACUGAAGCAUGGCUUUGGGAAAACAUUCCCGGGUCGAUGGAAGAAAGUCAUCAAGCUGCUGUUCAACUGUUACUGUUGUGGUGUUUGUUGGUUUGUGUUUAGUUGGGGUUUGGAUGUUGAUGUCAUCCACUGUUGUUCCUGUUCAGAACUCUGACUUGUCUUCCCAGGGGACUAAAACUGAGGUGAAACAAAAAAUAUCUGAAAAAUUUUCCAGGCAGUUUGCAGAUAGUUCAGGAGAUUUAUCUGAGGAUGGAACUAAGGAAGAGGGUAACCCUGGAAAAUCUCAGGAUGAGAACAAUUCUGAUACAGAGUCUGAGAAUACUGUCAAGGAAAUCCAAGAAGAGAAAUUUAGGAAGGAAAGCGCUGAAGGAAGGACAGAGAGUGAAGAGGAAUCUAAGGGAGAUGCUGAAAAUGAUGGAGAUGGAGAUGGGAAAAGGGAGGACAAAGAGUUUGUUUCAGGAGGUGGGGAAUCACAUUCAGGGGAUGAGUUCGGUGGUGGGCAGCUAAAUUCAGGAGGCGGAGAAUCAAAUUUGGAUGGCGAGGAGUCAAAUUCAGGAGACACAGAAUCAAAUUCAGAAGGGGGGCAAUCAAGUUUGGGAGACACGGAGCCAAACAUCGAUGGCAAGGAUACAAGAAAUGAAGAUGGUGAAACAAGUGAGGAGAAGGUUGAUGAAAAUCAAGAUACCAAUUCCGAAGAAAGCUCCAAUACUAACAAGAUGGAUCACCAGGCAAAGGACCAGGCUUCAAAUGAGGUUUACCCUUCUGGGGACCAGUCUGAGAUAUUAAAUGAAGCUACUACUCAAAAUGGAGCUUGGAAAACGCAAGAGGUGGAGUCUGAGAAUGAGAAGGAAUCACAAAAAUCUUUAUUGUCCAAGGGCCAAAGUGGACAUAAGUGGAAACUCUGUAAUGUUACUGCUGGUUCAGACUAUAUUCCGUGUCUUGACAAUGUGCAAGCUAUUAGAAAGCUGCCAAGUACUAAGCACUAUGAACAUCGAGAGCGGCACUGUCCAGAUGGAGCUCCAACUUGCCUUGUCCCUCUACCUGAGGGAUACAGACAGUCGAUUAAGUGGCCUAAAAGCAGAGAACAGAUAUGGUAUCAUAAUGUUCCCCACACCAAGCUUGCAGUGGUUAAGGGACAUCAAAACUGGGUUAAAGUUAGUGGUGAUUACCUUACUUUUCCUGGUGGUGGGACUCAGUUUAAGAAUGGCGCCCUUCAUUACAUUGAUUUAAUCCAGAAAUCCCUUCCUAAUAUUGCAUGGGGGAAACGUAGCCGUGUUGUAUUGGAUGUCGGGUGUGGUGUGGCUAGCUUUGGAGGAUACAUGUUUGAAAGGGAUGUUCUCGCGAUGUCAUUUGCUCCCAAGGAUGAACAUGAAGCCCAAGUGCAGUUUGCGCUUGAAAGGGGCAUCCCUGCUAUAUCAGCUGUUAUGGGUACCACAAGGCUACCCUUCCCAAGUAAGGUCUUUGAUGUUGUCCAUUGUGCACGCUGUCGAGUCCCUUGGCAUAUUGAAGGUGGUAAACUCCUCUUAGAGCUGAAUCGUGUCUUGCGACCUGGUGGUUACUUUGUGUGGUCUGCUACUCCGGUUUACCAAAAGCUGCCUGAAGAUGUUGGCAUUUGGAAAGCUAUGACUGAACUAACAAAGUCAAUGUGCUGGGACCUAUUUGUGAUUAACAAGGAUCAAGUGAAUAGUGUGGGUGCUGCAAUAUAUAGAAAACCUACUUCUAACCAAUGUUACGAGAAAAGACCGCAAAAUGAGCCACCAUUGUGCAAAGAAGCUGAUGACCCAGAUGCUGCUUGGAAUAUAAAGCUUCAGGCAUGCAUGCACAAAAUACCACUAGCAUCUGAACGUGGAUCACAAUGGCCAGAGCAAUGGCCUCUAAGAUUGCAGAAACCGCCUUAUUGGUUGAAGAGUUCUCAGGUUGGAGUUUAUGGCAAAGCAGCUCCAGAGGACUUCACUGCUGACUAUGAUCACUGGAAACGCGUGGUAUCCAUGUCAUAUUUGAAUGGGUUGGGUAUCAACUGGUCUUCAGUGAGGAAUGUCAUGGACAUGAGAGCUGUAUAUGGAGGAUUUGCUGCAGCACUGAAAGAUCUGAAUGUCUGGGUUAUAAAUGUAGUCCCAAUUGAUUCACCAGACACACUUCCAAUUAUAUAUGAUCGUGGCCUGUUCGGGAUAUAUCAUGAUUGGUGUGAAUCAUUCAGCACUUAUCCGAGAUCCUACGAUCUUCUUCAUGCAGAUCAUCUUUUCUCUGAUAUUAAGAAAAGAUGCAAGCUAGUGUCAGUGAUUGCAGAAGUUGAUAGGAUCCUGAGGCCCGAAGGGAAGUUGAUUGUGCGGGACAAUAUUGAGAUCAUAGGGGAGGUGGAGAACUUGGCCAAGUCUCUACAGUGGAAGAUCCGGUUGACUUACUCAAAGAAUAACGAGGGAUUGCUGUGUGUUCAAAAAACAAAAUGGCGUCCAACGGAAGCAGAGACAAUUAUGUCAGCCAUUGCAUGAGCAUAGUGCUUUAAUUCCCACGUUUGAAAUUUCAUCACUUCUGAUAAUAGGUAUUUUUUUUUUUUGCUGUUCUUAUCAGAAGCCUUCUAAUAUAAGCAUGGUUACAAUAGCUUUUUAAUUUCUAUCACAAUAUGUAUUUCUGAGAUUGCUCUAGUAAUACAUCUCAGUUUCAUCUUUUUUCUGCCAAUUUUCAUGCCUUCCUUUGAAUCAAUGGGAUUGGCUUCGGAGUUUCGACGACUGUAAAGUCACAUUGUAUUAUUUUAUAUCAAUGAAUAUCCCAUCCAAAAGUGCAC
This is a messenger RNA of Ilex paraguariensis (yerba mate), 3064 nucleotides long. The record is from the annotation of a GenBank genome assembly. Lineage: Eukaryota; Viridiplantae; Streptophyta; Magnoliopsida; Aquifoliales; Aquifoliaceae.